UAUUUCUUGUUUUUUCCCUCUACACUCUGUUCUCACUCUACAGUCUACAACUUGCAGCCACUGUCCUUCAUUCAAAAAACAAAUAAUAAAAAUGAAAUGAAAAGAACACAACUUUCCCUUUCUCCAGAAACAUUCCCCAGUUCUACCCAGUACCCUCUCCCUCUCACACUCUCACUGUGCCUUUCCAUAGUUGAGCUGCGGAGGAAGAUCGAAGGGAGAGAGACAGUUGAGGCAGAGAGAGAACAUGAGUCGGCCCCUGGGGGCAGUGAUUGGGAGGUACCCAUCAAGUGAUGGCAGCACCCAGAUUGAUGGAAUCAUUAAGCGCAACAGGAAAUGCAGAGAUUUGGCGUUUCUGGUAGUGUUCGUAGCCUUCUGGGUUGCUAUGAUUGUCAACUCCAGCUUUGGAUUCAACCAGGGAAAUCCAUUAAGGCUUACAUAUGGGCUGGACUACAAAGGAAAUGUUUGUGGUGACAAGCAUGCGCAUCCAAAUCUGCGAGAAUUGGAGCUCACAUACUGGGUCAAUCCCAAUCAGGUCUAUCUUAGUGGUUCCAAGAACAGCCAAUUCAAGUUGGCCAAUGCUAGGAGUAUAUGCUUGUUGGAUUGUCCUAGACCAACAGAUGAUGGUCUGAAUUGGGUCUGUGAUUACCCAGAGGGUGAUAUCCGCAUAUCAAUGGACGAUUGGAUCGACAGGAAUUAUGACUAUUACGAGUUCCUUACUCCUGAGAUGAGAAACUCCUCGCUUCAACUCCAGGGUCCUUGUUACCCUGUCAUUUUCCCUAGUGUAAAUGUUCACUGGAGGUGUGAAUUUGUUGCUCGUGCAUCAAAUGCGUCUUUGAGACAUUGGCAAGUAAUGGGUGGAUUGAACAUCGACGAAGAUAUUAUCAUUGACAAGACUAUUCACAAGUCAGUCAAUGCUCGUUCGUCUGUGCUGAAGAGAUAUGUGGCAGAUAUCGGGAAGUCAUGGCCAGUAUUGAUCGUCUGCGGAGGACUAUUACCUCUAUUUUUGUCGGUGAUUUGGCUGCUGAUGAUUCGACACUUAGUUGCUGCCAUGCCAUGGGUUACAGUUGCCCUCUUUAAUGUACUCAUAGUUUCAGUGACGAUGUUCUACUACCUGAAAGCUGGAUGGAUUGGAAAUGAUGCUAUAUCCCCAGUCAUUGGUCCCCCUGAUCCAUACUAUCAUGUGUUUGGCCGAGAACUUAAUCACAUCCGCGCUGUAGCUAUUCUCAUGACCUUGAUCAUGGUGGUCUCUGUCCUUACAUCAAUUGCCAUAGCGCGACGCAUCCUAAUGGCCACAUCUGUACUCAAGGCAAGUGGGCCAUUUCUGGACAUCAUGUUCCUGCUAGGUUGUGUGGCUGCUAAGGUGAUUGGAGAAGUUCAAGCACUCAUAAUUUUCCCAGUCAUACCAUAUGCCAUGCUUGCAAUAUUCUACAUGUUCUGGUUGUCAGCUGCUUUGCAUCUUUUCAGUUCUGGCCAGAUUGUCCAGAACAACUGCGACAAUUCAAACUGCUGCGCCUUUGAUCUUGUAUCGAAACGGGUGAACUGUGAUCGGUGCUGUGGCUAUGGCGUUCGUUACACUCCUCAUAUUGCUAUUGCCAUCUUCUUCCACCUAUUUGGAUGUUACUGGGCCACCCAAUUCUUCAUAGCUUCUUCUGCAACUGUCAUUGCUGGUUCUGUUGCAUCCUAUUAUUGGGCUCGUGGCGAUGCCUCACCAGAGAUUCCGUUCCUCCCAGUUUUCGGCUCUAUGAAAAGGCUCGCACGAUACAGUCUUGGGUCAGUUGCCUUGGGCUCUCUGGUGGUCUCAUUUGUGGAAUCCAUACGCUUCCUCCUAGAAUCGAUUCGCCGCAAACUGAAAGUCACUGAUAUAACUCCGGACGGCUGGAUUGGGAAGGUGCUGCACCAUAGCUCUGGAUUUUGUCUCCGGUGCGUUGAAUGGACCAUAAAGUCGAUUAACCGCAAUGCUUAUAUAAUGAUAGCUAUUACUGGGAAGAGCUUCUGCAGGGCUUCUGGGAUUGCAACUGAGUUGAUCAUGAACAACAUUUUGAGGAUAGGGAAGGUGAAUGUGAUUGGGGACAUAAUUCUGUUUCUGGGGAAGUUGUGUGUGAGCCUUUCGAGUGCUGUGUUUGCGUUCUUGAUGCUGGACACGCACAAGUAUAGAUCUUCGCAUAACAAGAUCUCUUCCCCGCUCUUCCCUGUGGUGGUGUGCUGGGGUCUAGGCUACGUGGUGGCGACACUAUUCUUUGCAGUGGUCGAGAUGUCGAUCGAUACUAUAAUCCUAUCCUUCUGCCAGGACUCGGAGGAGCACCAGGGGACGGCGCAGUAUGCCCCUCCUCUUCUCAUGGAAACGUUGAAUGAUCAGAAUGAGAUGCAGAGACUAACUCAAUGAAGAAAAAGGGGUUGUUUAUGUCAUCUAUUCUUUUGAUGGUUUCUGAAAAUGUACAAGUAGCAGCAGUAGUAUAAGUAGUUUACUAAGUUGAUUUUGAGAAAUCUAGUAUAGUCAGCGUUAUGAUUAGUUAAAAUUACUAAGUCAUAUCCUUUUAUAUCUUGACACCAUGAGGAGUCUGGUUACAGUAGAAAUGGGUAAAGAAAACAAGACAGCAAGAUGGUAUA
Molecule: messenger RNA, 2607 nt
Organism: Linum tenue
Lineage: Eukaryota; Viridiplantae; Streptophyta; Magnoliopsida; Malpighiales; Linaceae
Source: the annotation of a GenBank genome assembly